AUGGAAAAGCUAACUGAAGGUAUGCAAGUAGAAAUAAUUCGGUCGGAUGGUCGCGUUCAUGGUGCUAUUAUUUGCCAAAUAAACCACAAAACUUCUAGCGUUUCUGUUGAAUGGUUUGAGAAGGGAGAGACAAAAGGGAAAGAAGUAGAUUUUAAUGCCUUAGUGAAAUACAAUCCGCUUAUUUUUCGCACAAAAACGGAUCCACCUGAGGUACCUGUUGCUAAUGGAGAUAUUACGAAAGUUGCUACCGCCAAAAAACAAACGAGCUCAAAUUCGAUCGAGCCAAAAACAAAGACUAAUAAAAGGAAUGGAAAUGUUGGUCUAUCUCUUCAGGAACCGACUCCCAAAAAUAAUCGUCAAAAAAGUUUUCCAGUUGCUCCAAUUAAAAUAAACUUUCACGAUCCAGAGCAUUUUGAGCAAAAAGAAACAAGAACGUCGAAGGUUGAACAAAAUGCAGUUAGUAAAGAUACUGGCAAAGCUCAACAAACAUCAAAAAUUCAAGACAUUGAUAAGCUUGUUGUUGGGAUGAAUGUCAAUAUUAAGCGUUCGGACGGUCGCAUACAUGGUGCAUUAGUUACUCAAAUUGCUAGACUCACUGGGAUGAUUUCUGUUGAAUGGUUUGAAAGGGGCGAAACAAAAGGAAAGGAUAUUGAAUUGGCCGCAAUUAUUAAAAACAAUCCUGAGCUGUUUACGUCUUCUGGUCUUCAUACAUCUCGAUCUCGUCAAUCCAUUUCAUCAUUGAAUCAUGGACAAACUCAACCGCCAACAACUGCUUCCUCUUCUGCCAUUAAUACAACUGUUGCUUUUACUGACAAUGAUAAGACUAUUGGUGAGCGAAGACGUACACAUGCAAUCCCUAAUGUUAACAAUAAGUCUGAUAAGAAAGAAAUGGCAAUGCUGGGUGACAUUGACGAGGAUAAUAUUAGUUCAGAGCCAGUGCAUUUUACGGAUGAGAAUCAACCUAAUAUCCCUGCUUCCUCUGCGGCUCAAGCAUCGAGGCGGUCUAAAUUGCUAACAAAUAUUGAGGACAUGGAGAGGAAUCGUGAACAAAGGAGGGUUCAACAGGAUGUGGCACGCAAACAACGAGAGCUGCAAAUGCAAAUCGAUCCUGGAAAUCCUCAUUGGGAGUUUCUUUCCAUGAUCCGCGACUACCAAUCUCAACUUGUCUAUCGUCCUCUACGAAUUACAGAUCCGGUUUUAGACAACCGAAUUUGUGUCUGUGUUCGCAAAAGACCAUUAAGUAAAAAAGAAUUGACUGGUAAAGAGGUGGAGGUGGUUACUAUUCCAAACAAGGAUCGAGUUAUUGUGCACCAACCUCAAACAAAAGUCGAUUUAACAAAAUAUCUGGUUAAUCAACAAUUCAAAUUUGACUACACGUUCAAUGAAAAUUCUUCAAAUGAAUUGGUUUACAAAUUUAGUGCACAGCCUCUUGUUAGGACUAUUUUUCAACGAGGUUUUGCUACUUGUUUUGCAUAUGGUCAAACAGGCUCUGGAAAGACACAUACAAUGGGUGGUAUAAUUGAAGGGAAACAUCUAGAUUGUAGUGCUGGCAUUUAUGCAAUGACUGCUAAUGAUGUUUUUGCUUUAUUACAUUCGCCUGAAUAUAAAAAUGAAUGUUUAAUGGUUGCUUGCAGUUUCUUUGAAAUCUAUGGGGCAAUGGUUUUUGAUCUGCUCAACAAAAAAGCAAAGCUUCGCGUCCUAGAGGAUGCAAAACGCGUCGUUCAAGUUGUUGGAUUAAAGGAGUUGAAAGUUAACAGCGUUGAAGAUGUAUUAAAAAUAAUCAAACUUGGCUCAAAUCAACGUACUGCUGGACAAACUUCUGCAAAUUCUAAUUCAUCUCGUUCUCACGCUGUUUUCCAAAUUAUUCUUAGGAAGCGUGAAAAGAAUGAAGAUGCUCUUUAUGGUAAAUUUUCUCUUAUUGACUUGGCGGGCAAUGAACGUGGAGCUGAUACAAUUAGCUCUGACAGACAAACUCGUCUUGAAGGAGCUGAGAUUAACAAAUCUUUGUUGGCGUUGAAAGAAUGUAUUCGGGCUAUGGGACGUGAUGAACAACAUAUUCCCUUCCGUGGCUCUAAACUCACUUUAAUUCUGCGGGAUUCAUUUGUGGGGAAAUGUGCUAAAACCUGCAUGAUUGCUAUGAUCAGCCCGGGAAUUAGCUGUGUUGAAAAUACAAUGAAUACACUUCGAUACGCAGAUAGAGUUAAAGAACUUGGUGGUGAGAGGGAUGAUCCAGAAGAACAACAAGUAGAAGACGAUGAAAAUUUUUUGUGGAGCGAUGACGAAUAA
Messenger RNA from Meloidogyne enterolobii, 2286 nucleotides. Lineage: Eukaryota; Metazoa; Nematoda; Chromadorea; Rhabditida; Meloidogynidae. The record is from the annotation of a GenBank genome assembly.